AUGAAGAUCGCGUUAGAGUUUUAUAAAAUUUCGAUAUGGAAUUGGUUCAGAGCAUUUGGUUACAGCUCAUGCUUCUCACUCUCCACUAUAGUCUUAGACAAGCAUUACCGCAACAACAUGCCGAGGCUGGUCAUUGCACCACUCAAAGCCGGAUCUGAGCCCAAGCAAAAGAAGCAUGGAUUUUCGGCCGCAACUUAUAGAAUCUUAGAACCGGUACCAAACUUUGUGAUCAAGAUUGUCGACAAGGAUGGAGCUCGCCAGCAUGCUUGGCGUCAGUCUGUACAAGAUGUAACCACUGCUUCUGUCUAA
Molecule: messenger RNA, 309 nt
Organism: Eruca vesicaria subsp. sativa (arugula)
Lineage: Eukaryota; Viridiplantae; Streptophyta; Magnoliopsida; Brassicales; Brassicaceae
Source: the annotation of a GenBank genome assembly